CCACUUACAGAAAUUAUUGCUUGCUCAAAUUAUCAAUAUGAAGAAUUCCGAGUAGAUACCUCAUUAUUUGUAGAACAAUUAGUAAAAUUUAAUCAAAUUAUCGUAAAUCAUCAUUAUAGUAAUUUUGAAACUAAAGAUAUUUUAACAGAAAUUCAAAAUAAUAUUAAUAGUAGAUACACUUUACCACCACCAGAAGUUGUAAUACUAAAGCCAAGAGAUAAUCCAAAUUGUGAUAAGAAUGUAUAUGAUGCAGUAUUAAUGUACUAUGAUGAUGUAGGAGUUGGACCACUAGGUUUAACAAUUUGUGCAGAUGAAGCUAUUUUUAGGCGUCUAUAUUCUCUAUCAUAA
Messenger RNA from Dentiscutata erythropus, 348 nucleotides. NCBI's taxonomy places the organism in Eukaryota, Fungi, Glomeromycota, Glomeromycetes, Diversisporales, Gigasporaceae. The record is from the annotation of a GenBank genome assembly.